This is a messenger RNA of Pelmatolapia mariae (spotted tilapia), 3386 nucleotides long. It is a transcript of the gene rbms3, whose product is annotated as RNA binding motif, single stranded interacting protein. The record is from RefSeq and is a predicted model, not a curated record. Gene Ontology annotation, cellular component: ribonucleoprotein complex; nucleus; cytoplasm. The transcript is spliced from 14 exons. Lineage: Eukaryota; Metazoa; Chordata; Actinopteri; Cichliformes; Cichlidae. Gene Ontology annotation, molecular function: mRNA binding. Bases 1247 to 2530 code for a protein of 427 amino acids.
CGAGAUAGAGAGACAGAGAGAGAGAGCGAGAGAGAGAGAGGCUGAGAGACUGUGUAAUAGAGAAAGCGCACGCGAGAGAGAGAGAGAGAGAGAGAGAGAGAGCAGCUGUGUGACAGAGAGAAAGAGAAUGAGGCAGGGUGCUUAGAGGAGUGAGAGAGCCAAGGAAGAAAUAAGGAACACAUUUUACAAGAGCAGAAAGAGGGAGGAUCGCAGACGAGGGACUCCUUCUCCACUGGGCACCCGGGACACUGUCACUGUGGGGGCUUUUUUCACUCGUCUACUAGCUGGAACUCAGUGGAUUGAAUAACCAACCGGUGGAUAUUUUUUUUUAAAAAAUUAUAUGCUUGUGUCACAUCAUUUAGAAACUGGGAUCUUUUCUCUGUUAUCUGUCCUCCCGCUGGCUCAACCGUUACGGACUGAAAUUGCUUUGCGUGUCUGUGUUCAGCUCUCGUGUUGUGACUCUGCUCCUUGCACAAAGUGCAUCUGACGGCGCUGAGGAUAUCUCCCCUCUGUCAAACAGGACAGCACGCAGCCAUCGUCGAAUCAGACAGAGGCAAGAGAGAAAGUGUGUGUGUGUGCGCGUAUAUGUAAGAGAGGGAAAGAGAGAGCGAGAGGGGCAGCUAGAGAGAGAGUCAGAUUCACAGUGUUUGAGAGAGAGGGAGACAGACAGAUUAAAGCCCAGGCAAAAGACUGGAGUGAAACAGCUUAAAUAGAGAAGUGAACGUAUACGUCCUUUCCCGUUUUCCUUACCAUUCCUUUCCUCCUCCUCUCCUCCUCCUCCUCUUCUCCCAUUUUCCAACAUUUAUUGGACUGCCAGAGCUACUGCCACCUGCACCUCCUCGCGUCUUCUCUUUCCUCUUCUUCCUCUACCUCACCCUUAUUAGGCGUUAAUAUCCGACAGCAGCCUCUGUAAAACACGCCUGUCUUGCUUCUAGCACUUGUGGAAAUAUUUGCAUUGAUCCAAGAGUGUGAGACUGAGUGAGCAUCUGCCUUGGUACUGAUUCCCUGGACCGGUAAGACACAGUUCGUCAGGAGCUUCCUCAUCAGAGGCAGACCUUCUCCCAGCCACUGUCCGACACGCAAACCCUGCUUUCUCCCUGGAGGGAUCAGCGAGUGACACAGCGGUGCGGAUAGCAAAGACAGGAAUUGCACAGUCCCUUCAUUGCCUCUAUCCCAUUGCUAGCUACUUGGCAGCUCCCGCCCCCGUGUCACCAUUCCCUGCCUCAGUGCUAAGGAUUCCAGCUACAUGGGCAAGCGAUUGGAGCAGCAGCCAAUGUACCCUCAGUACACCUACUACUACCCCCACUAUCUCCAGACCAAGCAACCCUAUGCUCCACCCCCUCAUCCCAUGGCUCCUCCCAGCCCCAGCACCAACAGCUGCAGCCAGGGAGGGGCGGAGCAGCUGAGUAAGACCAACCUGUACAUUCGAGGCCUGCCACCUGGGACCACCGACCAGGAUCUCAUCAAACUCUGCCAACCGUAUGGGAAAAUAGUGUCAACCAAGGCCAUUCUGGAUAAGAACACUAACCAGUGCAAAGGAUAUGGCUUUGUGGACUUCGACAGCCCAGCUGCAGCACAGAAGGCCGUGUCAUCUCUCAAAGCCACUGGGGUGCAGGCCCAAAUGGCCAAGCAACAAGAGCAGGACCCCACCAACCUGUACAUCUCCAACCUGCCAGUGUCUAUGGAUGAGCAGGAGCUGGAGAAUAUGCUGAAGCCUCUGGGUCACGUCAUCUCCACAAGGAUACUGAGGGAUGCCAACGGGGUCAGCAGAGGAGUCGGCUUUGCCAGGAUGGAGUCUACAGAGAAAUGUGAAGUAGUGAUACAGCACUUCAAUGGAAAAUACCUGAAAACCCCACCAGGCAUUCCAGCUCCCACGGAGCCUUUGCUGUGCAAAUUUGCCGACGGAGGGCAGAAGAAACGCCAAAGCCAGAGCAAGUACCCUCAGAAUGGAAGGCCGUGGCACAGAGAAGGCGAGACUGGCAUGGCGUUAACAUAUGAUCCUGCUGCAAUGCAGAAUGGGUUCUACUCCUCGCCUUACAGCAUCGCCACCAACCGCAUGAUCGCACAGACCUCCAUCACGCCCUUCAUCGCUGCUUCCCCCGUUUCCACAUAUCAGGUCCAGAGUACGUGGAUGCCUCAUCAACAAUAUGUUAUGCAACCUACAGGUGCAGUGAUCACGCCAGCCAUGGACCACACUAUGUCCAUGCAGCCUGCCAAUAUGAUGGGCCCUCUCACUCAGCAGAUGAACCAUCUGUCCCUGGGCACUACAGGAAGUUACAUGACUGCUGCAGCCGCCGCGGCGCCUAUGCAAGGGACCUACAUUCCCCAGUACACUCCUGUGCCUCCAACCGCUGUCCCUGUCGAAGGAGUGGUGACAGACGCUUCACCCCAGACAGUGGCUCCUUCAUCACAGGACGUGGCUGGCCAGCAGCAACAGAUCCAGGUGGACAGUGCUACUGACCAUGUUCCUGCUUACUCAUACCAGUCCAAGUACGUCCAGCAGGAGACAGUUUCUGCUAACCUUUUAUAGCAACGGCCUGAGCGAAUGUUCCUGUGACAGCGUUGCCUUGAGACAGAAGGUGGCUGCACUGUGAAUGUGAGGAGAAAGAGAGAAGAAAAGAGAUUGCUUCCAGAUUGCCCAGGCACCAAAAAAAAAAGAGACACUUUUUUCAUUUCCUACCUGGCCUACAAGAAAAAAAAAAUCAAGAAGGAGGCAAAGAUUGCAGAGGAAGGGGAUGGGGAAAAUUGCUGGGCACAGUGCAAAGAAGUGAAUUUGUUUAGUCUGGGAACCUGCCUGAAGGGGCUGGGCUGAAGCUUGAAAAGUUUCUCAAAGAAAAUUCUCAACGAAUUGAAACAAAACAAAGAAAAACUACAAAAAAAAGAAAAAAAAUUGAAAAUUCGGGAAAAAAAAAAAAGGUUGAAUGCGCAGGUAGGUGAUGAAGUUUAUUUUGUAAUUAGAAAAGGGGAGUCAAGUUUGAGAUACACACAGAGAUUGUCUUCCUCAGAUAUUAAGCUACAGUUUCUUUUCUGUCUUUUUAUGUUCUAGUGUUAAAUCUUAGUUUUCUAGAUAUAUUCGAAAAACAAGGUGUUUUUUUUUUCUCCUUUCUUUCUUGAAUCUUCAUGGCCUUAAUUUGAAGGGCGCCAGAAACUUUUUACAGAGAUUAAGUCUGACGUCAUGUUGGGAGGAAAAGAAAAAAAAAAAAAAAGCUAACAAAAACAGUCUCUUGGACCACUUGGAGGGUACAAGACACUAGAUGAAUUGUUCUAAAGAGGAAAAAAAAGAAUCUAUCACAUAAGCUGUACAGAUUUAAUAGAGAAGAGCUUUUUUUUCUUUUCUUCAUUAGAAGAAAACUUUGAUAAUUAUUAUGUCAGAGGUAACUAAGUGU